Danaus plexippus (monarch butterfly) is the source of this 5847-nucleotide messenger RNA. RefSeq names its product transmembrane channel-like protein (gene Tmc). The transcript has 15 exons. Gene Ontology annotation, molecular function: mechanosensitive monoatomic ion channel activity. Gene Ontology annotation, cellular component: plasma membrane. Lineage: Eukaryota; Metazoa; Arthropoda; Insecta; Lepidoptera; Nymphalidae. The record is from RefSeq and is a predicted model, not a curated record. Bases 9 to 4385 code for a protein of 1458 amino acids.
CCAUCACCAUGGAUGCCAAGGUGAAGGAGAAAGGAAUUCUUAAGCUGGAACCGAGACAGCGCACCGAAAUCAAAUUAGAAUUAACGCCACAGGGCUCCUAUGACCGCCCUCCUGGUUCACCGCAACCGUCCGUUGAUCGAUGGUCAGUCACCUGGGCGGACCCUGGCAGUAUGACUUCUUCGGGUGUCAAUCUUUUUCACCUACCUGCCGACACACCAGCUAGUAAUGAAGUCAAAUUUUCGCCAACAGCGGCAGAUGGCUCUGAAGAUGAAGAUUACUCAAGUUUGAGUGCCGUUCUGAAGCAACGUCGAGCUAGUGUGCGUCGAUCUCGUAAGGGUCGGUCAAGACGCCCAUCUUCUCCAUUCUUGCCAGACGAAAAUCGUUCAAGAAGAAGAUCCUCCGUUUUUACUACCAGUUCUGGAGACACUGCUAUAUCCAUUGAUGAGCAACCAGUUGUUACCCAGGAACAAAUUUUUGAAAACAUACAUCUUCACAAGGAAGUUCUUGGUUCAGUCAAACAACAACCACUUGGAAUGAGAAGGAAAUUAAAAAUUGUUCAUCAGGCAAAAGGUUAUGUUAAACGACAUGAAGGACAACUGCAAGAAAGACUUGCUCAAUCCAAAAGUACGAGAGACAUCUAUGCGAGGUUUAAUAUACUUCUAGCAAGUAAAUGGCAACAAAUGAAAAGGGAAGCUGCAAAUACAUCAAAUCUACUCAUUCCUUGGGAAUUGCGCAUAAAAGAAAUUGAGUCGCAUUUUGGCUCUGUCGUUGCAUCUUAUUUUACAUUUUUGAGAUGGCUGUUCUGGGUGAACUUAGUCAUUGGUUUUAUAUUGCUCGUAUUUGUAAUAAUACCUGAGUACCUUACGGCAAAUCCUCUUCAAGACGGAGAAAGAAAAAUUAUUAUGGACGAUGAGUAUCGUAAUGCAACAAAUUUAUUAACGCUUUGGGAAUUCGAAGGUGUCCUUAAAUACUCUCCUAUAUUUUAUGGCUACUAUAGCAACGUGGAACGAGACCAAUAUAGAAUGCCACUCGCUUAUUUUCUCACUGGUUUGGUCGUGUACAUUUAUAGUUUUGUCGCCAUAUUAAGAAAAAUGGCUGAAAACUCUCGAAUGUCUAAGUUGUCGGAAAAAGAAGAUGAAUGUAUUUUUUCUUGGAAGCUUUUUACUGGUUGGGACUUUAUGAUAGGUAAUGCUGAAACCGCACAUAAUCGUAUUGCAUCAGUUAUAUUAGGAUUCAAGGAAGCUCUUCUAGAAGAAGCCGAAAAGAAAAAGAACUUAAGAAAUUGGCGAAUAAUAUCCUUGAGAGCAGUCGUAAACAUCUGCGUUAUUAUUCUUUUGGCGGUUUCAGCGUAUGCCGUUGUGACAGUAGUGUAUCGUUCAGACGAUAACGCUAAGAUACGCAGUUGGUGGCGUGAAAAUGAAACCACUAUAGUGGUUACUGUAAUUUCAAUUACAUUUCCAUUGUUAUUUGAACUUCUUGGUCUUUUGGAACACUAUCAUCCAAGAAAACAACUCAGAUUGCAACUAGCCAGAAUUAUGCUUCUUAAUUUACUUAACUUAUAUUCACUUAUAUUUGCCUUAUUUAGUAAGAUUGAGGGCAUGAGUAAAGAAUUAAUUUCAUUACAACCAACUUUAAACUUGAAUGCCACAUUUUUUUCUGAAAAUACUUUAAAUAUGAGCGAAACUCUAAUAGGCACCUUACCAAUAACAUGUUUUGAAAUAGCCGUUCCCUGUUUACCAUGUCAUAUGUUAACUGUGCCAAUUGAUUUUACAAGCACAAAUUCUAGUGUAAAUGGAAAACGGAAAAAAAUACCAUUCGCCACAGGGAAUACACCGACCUUUUUAAAUAUUUUACCGUUUACUAAAAAAGAUGAUAGGAAACACAACAAACCGAGGAGCGUAUCUUUUUCAAUAAAUGCGAGAAGAGGAAAAAAAGAUGUUGGUAAAGAAAAUGAAGCAAAUGUUGAAAUAGCUAAAGAAUUGGAAAAACUCAGAAAUAUUAGUAGAUUUUCCGGUGUAUUGGAAUCUAAUGAGAGCUUAGAAGUGGAUGAUAGUGAUUCCGAUGAAAAUUAUGAUUUAUAUUCUGCACGGAAAAUCGACAUCACGUCGGAAGCUUAUACUAACACCGAGAGUAAUUUUUAUACAUCAAACUCGACCGCUUUUUCUUUUGAUUACUCUGAUUCAUCUGCGGUGUACGAGGGUUUUAUUAAUGACAAUAUUUCAACUCAAUCAAAUAAUAUAAAUUGGACAGAUAUCACUAUACCUGAUUAUGUCUAUGAAAUAGAUACCAGUGCCACUACAGAAUCUGAAACAAAUACAGCUAGUUCAAGUAAUGAAUAUACGACUGUUUACACAGAAGAAACGACAUAUGUGUCUGAAGUAAAUACAGAGAGCUCCUCCUCCUCCUAUUUUCCUUUAACCGACGAAUCAAAUUAUAUUACAAAUAAAUUAUAUGACAUAACAGUAGAAAACGAAAUAAAAUCUAGCCCAGAGAUUUCUCAACAAGAUAUUACCACAGAAAUGUCCUCGUAUUAUAUAUCGUCAGAAGAUAUGUUUACAUCUACUACUAAUUUACCAAGUACUUUUGAAUAUGUAUAUGUUUGCCCAAAUAUAAGUUUUAAUUGUUCAGUAAGCUGUGGCGAUAAAAAUGUAACUCAAAUUUUCUUCAUGUCAAAUUGCUCUGUUGUCAAUGUUAAAUGCUACAUAACAAAAUGUAAUACAUUACAAAUGAGUACUGGUGCAUAUAAUCACAACAAAACUAACGUCACAGUUUAUGACACCGUAUUUUUUGAUAAAUAUCAUAGAAAAAUGUAUAACUUGACCAUGGGUACAAGAAAAAAAUUAUUGAAACUUUGUUGGGAAACCAUGUUUGGUCAGGAAUUGGUGAAAUUAACAAUGAUGGAUCUUGUUUUUGUUUUGUUAGGAACUUUAUUUACAGAUUUUUUCCGGGCAUUAUUUGUCAGAUAUAUGAAUAGAUGUUGGUGUUGGGAUUUGGAAAAGAAAUGUCCUGAAUAUGGAGACUUUAAAAUAGCCGAAAACAUCUUACAUCUUAUUAACAAUCAAGGGAUGGUUUGGAUGGGAAUGUUUUUUUCGCCAGGACUCGUUGUAUUGAAUGUUGUAAAACUGAUGAUAAUGAUGUAUUUAAGAUCGUGGGCAGUCAUGACCUGCAACGUACCACAUGAAGUAGUGUUUAGAGUAUCUAAGAGUAACAAUUUUUAUUUAGCAUUGUUAUUGACAAUGUUAUUUCUUUGCGUUCUACCAGUUGGCUAUACCAUUGUUUGGGUAACACCAUCAUGGCACUGUGGUCCUUUUUCAGAAUAUGACAAGAUUUACAAGAUAUUGACAAAUAAUAUCUAUAAAAUUUUACCAACCAGUCUUAAUUUUACAUUGGAGUAUAUUGCUUCGCCAGCAAUAGUCAUACCGUUGCUAGUUUUGUUAAUAUUAAUUAUUUACUACUUAACAUCGUUGACCAAUUCUCUAAGAGAAGCUAAUAAUGAUUUAAAAAUUCAACUAAGAAGAGAACGCACUGAAGAACGUAGAAAGAUGUUUCAAUUAGCAGAUACAAGAAGAAGGGGAGGAUCUUCGUCAAUAGACAACACACCUUUUUCAAGAUGGAAAAAAGCUUUACCUUCUCUUCCUGUAUCAAAAUCAAUCGAUUCUGAUGAUAGAAAAACCACAAGUGAUAUUACUAAAGAACCUGCCAAAAAAACAAUGAAAAAGAAAGGUGGAAUAUUUGCCAAAAUUGUUAGCUUAGCAAUCGAUAGAAAAACUAACGAGGUAACUAUCAGUGAUACCUCACCAAUCCCAAAAAAUAUUGAAGAAGAAACGGAUAGCGAUUUUCAUGAGGUACUACCAAGAGAAAUUUUAAACAUGAACGAUAUGGAUGUGUCUAUAAAGGUUGAAAGUAAAAGGAAAACAAUCGUGGAUUUUAAAACUGAGGGAAAUAUAGAUAAAGACCAAUUUAAUACUUAUGAUAAUCUAAAAAAAACAGAGUCACUUCCAGAAAAUGGAGUUGGCCUAGAAGAAAAAAAUAACGAUAAAAGAAAAGCAAGUCUCAGUGGUUCCGAAAGACAUAAAUUUAAUUCUAGCAAACAAUCUAAGCAAAAUGAUUCAUUGGGGUCGGCUAUACCAGUUAUAACAAUUAGCAAUACAGAAAGCGAUGACGAAGUAUUGCAACCUCCAAAUAUAACUAAUACCCAACAUGAAAUGAAAAUACAGCACAGUAAUAAAGGGGAAAAGGUGAAAGGUCACCUAAAAAGAAAUAAAAAAUGUUCCGAUCUUAAAUCCUUAAAACGUCAAAGUAGUGUCGAUAGUAUAAAUGAAAACAAAAGUCCAAAGGAAAAGGAUAAUGAAAGCGCUGGACACAAGUAUCAAUAUUCACUUUAAUAAAAUUUCUGAAGAUUUUAUAGUAACAAAAUAGUUAUCAUCAAUUAAUUAGCUCAACUUAUUUUUAGAACAACUAAGGUUUACAAUUUUAGAGGAUAGUUACUAACUUAGUAAAAGAAACUAAAAAUAAGAAUUUUUAAAAAUUAAACUGUAAAACUAUGUAGUUUUUAUGUAGAAAUUUCAUAUAGCAUAAAGCCAACGCCUAAGAAAUAUUAAGAAAUAUUAAAUGUCACUUUCACUAUGGAAAUUGUCAUUCCAAUAUUUUUUUCUACUAUUUUUAUAAGUCUUUGGCAAACAAUAUUAGGUUCAUUGUUGUCACGACUAAAAAAUCGUUAUGAAUAUCUACCAGAAGAAAUAAACGCUGACUUAACAACGGAAGCUUUAUAUGAUUUCGAAUUCAUAAGUGUAAGCCCUGAAGAAAGAGUUGAACGUUUUUUACAUACAAAUGAAGGCUUGGAAAAUGUACAGUAUGAUAAGGAAACUCAAACUAAUGAGUUUGAGACCACAAAUUAUAUGAAAAAUCCAGUAACCAAUAAUGACUUCCUAUAUAACACAAAUUACAUUUCAACUGAUCCUUUCUUUAUUUCGAGAGCGACAAUCGCCUCUACUUUUGAAUCAAGAGUAACCUCUAUUAAAACUAGAAGGACUUUUCCAACUCAUUUUCCUACAUUACAAAAAAGCAAAAACAAGGUAUUGGAUUUUUUUAAGACUAUAACAGUUACCUCUUUCACAAGAAUUCCUACUCGAAGUAAGCAAACGUUACCCUUUUAUUUAAAAAGCAACCAAGAGCAACAUAAACAGGAAGCUUUUAAAAAUGAUUUUACUGCUUCUAACUGGUGGAAAACUUCAGAUGGCGUAUCUACAUCCGAAAACCUUACCAAUAUAACUAGUACGACAAAAUCGCUUUUUACAAUGAGUAUCAUAAGGCGGAAAAAGAAAAAACCGUCGUCUCUUUAUAGACCGAAACAAAAGGCUUCAUGUUAUUAUUGUGGUUUAGAUGUUGGGAAUCUUUCGACGCCAUAUUGUUAUGAUGUAUUUGGAAAUAGUGACAAUAGGCUUCAUCGACUACGAAAUCGUCUGAAAAUAAAAUGUUUUCGAGGAACAUCAAAACCCAAACUAGGGAACAAGUAUUACAGCCCAGACUUUAUUGGCGGGUGUUAUAAAAGAUACCUUGACAUUGGCACUACGUAUAAUGAGAGAGGAUGUCGCAAAAGCCCUCCUGAGACUGGAAACUCUUACGCUUCAGUACGAUUAGCAAAGUUGGAGAUAUUACUUGAUAACAUUGAAGAUGGUUGUGUCGCCAGUCCCCAUGCAUCGCUGACUCCAUUUAGUCGCCCAAUUUCUUUGUAUGUUCGAUAUCAUGUUUGUGUAUGCAACACGAGAUAUUGUAAUCAUGCAAGUAAUACAAACUGCUUAUUUUUCCAUUAUUUGCUAUUUUUGUCUUUAAUAAUAUACAAUUUAA